Messenger RNA from Lasiosphaeria miniovina, 972 nucleotides. RefSeq names its product mPR-like GPCR protein. Gene Ontology annotation, molecular function: signaling receptor activity. Lineage: Eukaryota; Fungi; Ascomycota; Sordariomycetes; Sordariales; Lasiosphaeriaceae. Gene Ontology annotation, cellular component: membrane. Bases 1 to 972 code for a protein of 323 amino acids. The record is from RefSeq and is a predicted model, not a curated record. The transcript is spliced from 5 exons. Gene Ontology annotation, biological process: intracellular zinc ion homeostasis.
AUGUCACCCACAGAGGCGAAGGGCGAGCUCGAGCCACUGUUGACAUCCCCAGCCAUCGCGACCACAGCGUCAACACCGUCGCAAGAGCUCUUGCUCUACAGCGAGAUCCCGGUGUGGCAGCAAGAAAACGAAUAUGUGUUGUCGGGAUACAGACCGACCUCGGGCUCCCUCGCAGCCUCGGUGCGCAGCCUCUGCCGCCUCCACAACGAGACGGUCAACAUCUGGUCGCACCUGCUCGGCUGCGUCCUGUUCCUGUUCCUGCCCGUGUACCUGUGCCGAUGGCACAUCUACCAGCGCCACCCAGAGACAGCGGGUCUCGUCGACGUCGCGGUUAUCUCGGUGUAUGCCGUAGGCGUGGCAGUGUGCUUUGCGCUGUCAGCGGCGGCUCACGCCGUCUGGAACCACAGCAUCCUGGUUGCACAUUUCGGCAAGAAACUCGACUACCUCGGCAUCCUCGUGCUCAUGUGGUCGGCCGGGAUUCCCACCAUCUACUACGGCUUCAGCUGCAACCCUGAGCUGCAGGUGCUGUACUGGUCGACGACGAGCAUCUCGGCGUUGGGCUGCGCCGUCUUUACCUUUGACCCUCGCUUCCGCCAGCCGCGGUUCCGGCGGUGGCGCGCUGCCCUGUACGCGGGCUUUGGGUUCAGCUCGCUGGUAUUUGUUGGCCACGGCCUGCUCCUCCACGGUUGGGCGCUACAGAAGGCGCGCAUGUCCCUCGUGUGGAUGGCGUGGAUGACGCUAUUCAAUCUGGUCGGCGUGGUGGCGUAUGUGUCGAGGGUGCCCGAGCGGUGGUUUCCGUAUCGCUUCGAUCUGUUUUGCUCGAGUCAUCAGAUCUUUCACGUGGCAGUUAUGGUGGCGGGGCUGGCGCAUUUCGCGGGACUUCUGGACGCGCUCGACGUUUCCCUUCUUCAGCUCGCUCCCUGUGUUGCAGUGGGGGUCAUGGCCGAUUCGCCUCGGUCUGGGCUCGUGUAG